Molecule: messenger RNA, 1591 nt
Organism: Anopheles cruzii
Lineage: Eukaryota; Metazoa; Arthropoda; Insecta; Diptera; Culicidae
Gene: Argl
Product: argininosuccinate lyase
Exons: 2
Coding region: 69-1508 (479 amino acids)
Cellular component (GO): cytosol
Molecular function (GO): argininosuccinate lyase activity
Source: RefSeq, a predicted model, not a curated record
GUUUGCAAGAGUGUUCUGAUCUGACGGCAACCAUCAUAAAUUAGUUUAAUACGAAGUCAGCGAGCAAGAUGAGCAACAAACCAAAGGCGCAAUCGGCCGGGGCUGAGCACACGCAGGUGCCGUUCAAGUUGUGGGGUGGCCGGUACUCGAAGACGACCGACCAUGUGCUGGCGAAGGUGAACAACUCGCUGGCGGUGGACAAGCGCCUGUACUCGCAGGACAUCGACGGGAGUAUCGCGUACGCCAAGAGCCUGGCCGAGGCGGGCCUGCUGACGCAGAGCGAGUACAAGGUGAUCGUGUACGGGCUCGAGACGUGCCGGAGCGAGUGGAGCAAGGGAACGAUCAAGCUGCUGCCCCGGGACGAGGACGUGCACACGGUGAACGAGAGGCGCCUGUUCGAGAUCAUCGGGCCGCAGAUCGCCGGCAAGCUGCACACCGGCCGGAGCCGCAACGAGCAGGUCGUGGUGGACAUGAAGCUGUGGAUGCGGGACGCGAUCGCCGACCUGCAGCAGCUGCUGCUCGAUCUGGUGCAGAGCAUCAACGACGUGGCGGAGCGCUACAUCGACGUGGUGAUGCCGGGCUACACGCACAUGCAGCGGGCCCAGCCGGUGCGCUUCAGCCACUGGCUGCUAAGCUAUGGGUUCUAUUUCCAGGAAGACCACAAUCGCUUCACCGAAUUCGGCAAGCGGAUGAACGUGCUGCCGCUGGGGAGCGGGGCGCUGGCCGGCAACCCGUUCAACAUCAACCGCCAUCAGCUGGCGGCCGAUCUCGGGUUCGACGGGGUGUCGCACAACAGCAUGAACGUGGUCAGCGAUCGCGACUUCGUGGUGGAGUUUAACUUCCUCUCCACGCUGGUGGCCGUGCACAUGAGCCGGUUGUCCGAGGACUUGAUCCUGUACGCCACGAAGGAGUACAAUUUUGUCGAGCUGUCCGAGGAAUACACCACCGGCAGCAGCCUGAUGCCGCAGAAGCGCAACCCGGACAGUCUGGAGCUGAUCCGCGGCAUUACGGGGCCCGUGUUUGGCCAGCACUGUGCCAUCCUGAUGACGCUCAAGGGCCUACCGUCCACGUAUAACAAGGAUCUGCAGUGCGACAAGAGCGGAAUGUUCGGGGUGUACGAUCAGAUGCAGCUCUGCCUGUCGCUGAUGGCCGGCAUCAUCCGGACGAUGCGCGUCGACGAGGACCGCUGCCUGAGUGCGCUGGGCUACGAAAUGCUCGCCACCGAUAUGGCCUACUACCUGGUGCGCCGUGGGAUCCCGUUCCGGGAGGCUCACCACAUCUCGGGCGAGGUGGUCGCCCACGCGGAGAAGGUCAAGAUCCCGAUCAACAAGCUGACGCUCGAGGACCUCCAGGAGAUCAGCCCGUACUUUGACGAAACGAUCAGCCGCAUCUGGAACUACGAGAACAGCGUCGAGCAGUACACCGUCGUCGGUGGAACCUCGCGACUGUCGGUCCAGGAACAGAUACGCGUUCUGCGAACGUUUGUCGACGCACGGUUCACCCACUAAAGGCGCUGUAGAAGGCGUGUGCGUACCACCCAACAAGACGAGACGUGUGUGUUUGCUAGUUUUAGAACAAUUUAUUACAUACA